UGGUAGAGUGGUAGGGCUUAGGAUAUAUCCAGUAUUUGGGAUUUUGUGUUGGGGUUUGUUUGUGGUGUUCAUAAUAAAUUGAAAAUUUGAGAGUGUGAGAACACGAUUGAAUAGAACGAACGAGAGAAGCAAAGCAACUGAAGCAAAUGGGAAAGGCAAAAGAAGCGAUUGUGGUGGUGGGAGCCCUAGCAUUUGUUUGGCUAACAAUCGAGCUCGCUUUCAAACCCUUCCUUUCUCAGACCCGUGAUUCCAUCGACAAAUCCGACCCGACCCGUGACCCUGACGAUGAUGCUCUUGCCGCUGCCGCCGCCGCCGCUCCUCCUCCUGCAACCGACGCUGGUGAUGCCACCGCAGAUGCCUAAAUUUGACUGUGGCGAUGUCGCUGUUGCUGUUUAUUAGUAUUUCUUUCUUUGCAUUUUUUAAUAUUUAAAUCUUAUCAUGUGUUAUGUUAUGUUAUGUUAUGUUAUGUUAUGUUAUGUGAUGUGCAAUUUUAGGAUUAGGGUUUUAGAAUUGAAUAAUACCAUCUCUCUCCCCUUGUCUUUUUAACUUUUGCAAUCAUGGUGUAAAGAAACUACUGCAAUUUGCAACUGCAAAAUCAUGAUAAUUCCUUGUUACUGU
Trifolium pratense (red clover) is the source of this 618-nucleotide messenger RNA. RefSeq names its product outer envelope membrane protein 7. The transcript has a single exon. Gene Ontology annotation, cellular component: chloroplast outer membrane. The record is from RefSeq and is a predicted model, not a curated record. Lineage: Eukaryota; Viridiplantae; Streptophyta; Magnoliopsida; Fabales; Fabaceae. Bases 147 to 362 code for a protein of 71 amino acids.